This is a messenger RNA of Peronospora matthiolae, 948 nucleotides long. Lineage: Eukaryota; Oomycota; Peronosporomycetes; Peronosporales; Peronosporaceae. The record is from the annotation of a GenBank genome assembly.
AUGGACAGCACAAGUGCACACACUGCCAGCACUGAGGUCACGUCCGCGCCCCUAGCGCGUCCCUUGUCCACGGACCCAAUAGUCGAUCACGUCGUACCCAAACAGCGCAUUGACGUAAUCAAUGAGUUCCUCCAGCAGCGCGUGUCCAGUCGUCCACUCAUUGGCAUCGUCUGUGGCUCGGGUCUCGGCUGUCUCAGCAAGUGCCUCUCCCAUCAAGAGGUGAUCCAGUACAAGGACAUUCCGCAAUUUCCACGCUCCACCGUUGAAGGCCACGCGGGGGAGCUCGUAUUUGGCGACCUGGACGGUUUUAGUGUCGUGUGUAUGCGCGGCCGUUUCCACUGCUACGAAGGCUACGCCAUGCACGAAACGGCACUCCCAAUUCGAGUCAUGUACUUGCUCGGGAUCAAGUACUUGGUGGUGACCAAUGCAGCAGGUGGACUCAAUCCGGACUUUAAGGUCGGGGACUUUAUGAUCCUCAACGACCACUUGAACCUGCCGGGGCUGUCGGGUCAGCAUCCGCUCAUUGGACCCAAUGACGCGCGCUUUGGACCACGUUUCACGCCACUUUCUGACUGCUACGACAAAAAGCUACAAGCACUAGCUCGUAGUGUAGCUGAGGGCCUCGGACUUGGUCACAAGACCCGGAACGGCGUGUACUGCUUCGUGUCAGGACCGACGUACGAGACCCCGACCGAGUGUCGCUUUCUCCGAUUAGUGGGCGGCGAUGCAGUGGGUAUGAGCACAGUGCCGGAGGUCGUUGUGGCUGCUCACUGCGGACUGAAAGUCAUUGGUCUGUCGCUGAUCACGAACAAGGCCCUUUUUCCAGGAGAAGAACGGGAGGCAGCUUCUCAUGCUGAAGUGCUCGAGACGGUUCAGGCCACGCAGCACGACAUUGAGACGUACGUGCGGGACCUGAUCGCAGCGAUAGGUAAACAGCAUGAGUCGUAG